AUGAGUUGUGCUAUUAAUUGUUUAUAUAAUGGUACAUGUUCACCUAAUAAUACAUGUAUAUGUCCACCAUGUUUUAUUGGUGCAGCAUGUGAAAUAAGUGUUAAUGUAAUCAAAUUUUCAUUAACAUUUGCAAUGUAUUGGGAUAUUGAACAAACUUCAAUUGAAUCAAAUUUUAAUAUUCCAAAAUUUGCUUAUACAUUUACUAUUGCAUUUAUGUUACUAAUAGCUCUAGUGAAUAAUAUUGCAUGUUUACAAACUUUCUUUUUGCAUGAUAUACGUUUAACUAAUUGUGGAAUAUUUCAAAUAUUAUAUUGUUUAACUGGUUUAAUUACAAUUCUUGGUAUGCAAUUAAGAAUGUUAACUAUGUUAGAAUUUGAUUCAUUGACACAAGCUUAUUCUUAUAGAUAUAUAGCAUGUAAUAUAAUACCUGUUAUUGUUAUUAUUACAAGUGAUACUUGUAUGUGGUUAAGUGCAUUAUUAGCAAUAGAAUUUGUUCUUUUAGAAUGUUUUAAUUUAAAUGUCUAUCGAUCUCGAUGGUUUUCUAUUAUAUCAUCAAUAUUAUGUUUUCUAUUAGUAGGUGGUUCACAUCUUCAUGAAAUAAUUAUUCGACGUCUAUUACCUGAUCCUUAUCAACCAAGUUCAUAUACAUGUACAUUUAUUUAUCCAUUACCAUUAGAUAUAAUCGAUAAAAUAUUUCGUACAAGUCAUAUUAUUAUUCCAUGUUCUAUACAUUUUAUCACUAGUAUUUGUAUAUUGACUAGUAUGACACGACGUAUUUUACUUGUUUAUAGUCGUCAUGAUUAUUUUCAAGUAUUUAUUAAUGAAUGUAUAAGACGUAAACAUUUUUUUAUUCCACCUUUAUUUAUUAUUUUAUCAAAUUUUCCACAUUUAAUUCUUCAUUUAAAAGAUUUAUGUGAAGAUGUACGAAAUACAACAUUACUUCGAAUACAUAUUGCUUUGAAUAUUCUUGUUUAUUUACCACCAUCAAUUACAUUUUUUAUCUAUAUUUAUCCAUCAAAAAUUUAUAUGUAUAAAUUUAAAAAAACAUUUCUAGGUCGUUGGUUCAAACAAAUAUUUACAACAUCAUAA
This is a messenger RNA of Adineta steineri, 1089 nucleotides long. NCBI's taxonomy places the organism in Eukaryota, Metazoa, Rotifera, Eurotatoria, Adinetida, Adinetidae. The record is from the annotation of a GenBank genome assembly.